Molecule: messenger RNA, 2727 nt
Organism: Bombina bombina (fire-bellied toad)
Lineage: Eukaryota; Metazoa; Chordata; Amphibia; Anura; Bombinatoridae
Gene: MMP17
Product: matrix metallopeptidase 17
Exons: 10
Coding region: 382-2145 (587 amino acids)
Biological process (GO): collagen catabolic process; proteolysis; extracellular matrix organization
Cellular component (GO): extracellular matrix
Molecular function (GO): metalloendopeptidase activity; zinc ion binding
Source: RefSeq, a predicted model, not a curated record
UGGACAGGGAGAGCUCACGCAGCUCUGACAGUGCUCUUACAAAUUCACAGUCACAUAUGCCCCAAGGGUCUUUUGGAAGACCAGACACUUUGAAUCAAAGGACUUCCUUCACCUUUCCAAAGCAAUCAGCCCUCCCACGUGACUGGAACUCUCCUUGGUGCUGAAACCUGCAGCAUUGACCUGUUGUACUGAAGCUUAAAAACUUAACUUGGAUGUAAUCAGGAGAGGAGCGGGAUAUUAUGUGAUGGCAUUUAGAUGUUCUGCCAGCGAAAGAUACCGGGAUGUGUGUUGUGCUGCUCAUGGUGCAGUGGAGAUAUGAAGGCUUGGAUUCACACAUGAAUGUCUCUUUCAUUCAGUCAGGGCUGAGUAGGAAGAUAAGGGAUGCUGAUCUCCCACAAAGAGAGUUGUUGGCCUCCGGAGAUGUUUCUGAUCGGCCUUUUGAUUGCAUUGCGGGAAUCCUUGGGAGCACCAACCCCUACAGCUGAGGAUAUAAACCUGGGAGUUGAUUGGUUGACUAAAUUUGGCUAUCUGCCCCCAUCCGAUCCUGUUUCAGGGCAGCUACAAACCCAGGAGGAACUUUCCAAAGCAAUCAAAGCGAUGCAAGAGUUUGGUGGACUGAAAUCUACAGGCAUUUUAGAUGAACCCACCUUGGAACUGAUGAAAACCCCACGCUGUUCUCUUCCGGACCUCUCACAAUCAGAAGCCACCAGGCGGAAACGAAGUGUGCAGCCCUUGACAAAGUGGGCUAAAAGAAAUCUAUCUUGGAGGAUUCGGACAUACCCUAAGGAGUCUGCACUUGGCCAUGACACUGUAAGGGCACUUAUGUACUAUGCCUUGAAAGUCUGGAGCGAUAUCACCCCUCUGAACUUCCAUGAAGUAGCUGGAAAUAAUGCAGAUAUUCAGAUUGACUUCUCAAGGGCUGACCAUAAUGAUGGGUAUCCGUUUGAUGGACCUGGUGGAACAGUAGCUCACGCAUUCUUUCCAGGUGACCUUCACACGUCUGGGGAUACUCACUUUGAUGAUGAAGAGUCAUGGACCUUCAGAUCAUCAGAUGUUCAUGGUAUGGAUCUGUUUGCUGUGGCAGUACAUGAGUUUGGUCAUGCUAUUGGCUUGACACACAUUUCUGACAUGGAAUCUAUAAUGAGACCUUAUUAUCAAGGACCUGUGGGGGACCCAUUGAAGUAUGAUCUACCCUAUGAUGACAAAGUCAGAAUUUGGCAGUUAUAUGGAGUCCGAGAGUCUGUGUCCCCCACAGCAAAACCAGAAGUAUCCAGAGCUGAAGAUCAUCCUUUUCUGCCUGAUCUGCCGGAGAACCGUUCAACCAUUCAACCUAGGAAAGAUGAGCCAGAUAGAUGCAAUACUCAUUUUGAUGCCGUGGCUCAGAUCCGAGGAGAAGCAUUUUUCUUUAAAGGCAAGUACUUCUGGAGACUGACUCGCAAUAAGCAUUUAGUCUCACUGCAGCCGGCUCAGAUACACCGAUUCUGGAGGGGCCUCCCUUUGAAUAUGGACAGUGUAGAUGCAGUCUAUGAAAGAGCAACUGACCACAAAAUAGUCUUCUUCAAAGGUGAUCGAUACUGGGUUUUCAAAGACAAUAAUGUGGAAGAAGGAUAUCCCCGGCCUAUCACAGACUUUGGCUUGCCUCUAGGAGGUGUGGAUGCUGCAUUUUCCUGGCCCCAUAAUGACAAAACAUAUUUCUUUAAAAACAACCUUUACUGGCGUUAUGAUGACCAGGAACACAGAAUGGAUGAAGGAUAUCCUGUGGAGAUGACAUUGUGGAAGGGUAUUCCAGCUAUGCUGGAUGAUGCUAUGGGAUGGUCAGAUGGAGAAAUAUAUUUCUUCAAAGGAAAAGAGUAUUGGAAAGUGGUUGACAGCAGCAUGGAGGUUGAGCAAGGUUACCCACAAUCCACUGCAAGGGACUGGCUAGUAUGCAGCGAUAUGCAGUCAGAUGGACCAGGCUCUGAAAGUAGUAGGACUGGGGCUCGCUCCAGACAUGGACAGCAAGAUGAGAGCAGAUCAGAAAAUGGCUAUGAAGUUUGUUCUUGUACAUCUUCAGCAGGACAUCUCCAGCCCAGCAUAACUGUUCACUUUUCAAUGGUCAUGACGAUAUUCCACUUAUUCACAGUAGCCUUGGUCUCAUUACUAUGAUCUGGUAACCUGAACUUUACCUUCACAAGAGACUUGAGGGUCAAUCAAAGUGAUCCUGCAAAUUGUGGCACUCACACAGGCCAAACAUUCCGAGGAGCUUGGAAGUGAAAGAUACCAAAUUCUCCAUGAGAAAUGAGCUGUUCUUUUUAAGAUAAUGUUGUGUUACCCAGUGCUCAAAUUAUUGGAAUUUAAGGGUAAACCAGGGAAUAGAUAAGAACCAAUGUAAGUGGUGUUAGACCAGUCAAAAAGGAACACAAAAUCAGUGUUGUGCUAAUCAUAUUUUGGGAGAGAAAUCACUUAAAAUGUGUUGCAAAAAAGUAUUAUUGCCUGAGCUUAUUAGAUCAACUAACUCCCAGCAGAUAUGGAUACAAAUCUAUCACAAGGUUUUUAAAGGGGGAAAAAGCAAACAGUUUUGUAUAUGUGAUAUAAUUUAUUGUACCCACUGGGGGGCAGUAACGAAUCUAAGCCUUCAGAAAUUAACCAGUAAUCUGAGCACUGCCACAAGUGAAUUCUGUCAUUCUGCUUCUUUGAAUAUCUGAUGACCAGUUGUAUAAUAAAGAGGCAAAUCUUGUUUACACAAAA